GUCUGGUUGGAUAUGGGAAUGAUUUUAAUCGGGCUGUGGUGAAAAAAAUCGCUUUAGUAACUCCGCUCAAUACUCUAGUAUCAGACCACACGUUAAAGCAGUCAGCUGCUGGAGAUAGUAAUAUUAUAUCUGUUAUGAGCGUCCCCUCCACCUCUACUGCCGACAACACGUCGUCAUCAUUGUCGCCGCCGCCCGUUCACGGUACAGACAUUUCUAUCUCCAAUACGAAUGCUACCGCUGCUAUCACUACGAGCUAUCCUAUAGCUAACAAGCGCUCUAUCGUAUCGCGUAAACGUUACAAUGAUAAUUCUGUGAGAAAUGUGAAAAAAAAGAAAAACCGUAUGACCUCAUGUGUAUUCAAUAAUAACGGACCCGGAUUUCGUGAAAUCGACUCGUCUUUUUCCCGCACUGUAGUAUGGUAUUUUAGAAAAAAUGUAGAUAAUAUAAAUAAUUAUCGUGUUUUUCUUAAAUCUAUAAAAGCGGAAUUGGUUGACAGACUACGCGAAAGUGUAAUUUCUCAUCCGAUAAAAUACAAUUUGAAAUUAGAAUCUACAUAUGUUAUUCCACAUGUACAAUUGUAG
Molecule: messenger RNA, 581 nt
Organism: Sipha flava (yellow sugarcane aphid)
Lineage: Eukaryota; Metazoa; Arthropoda; Insecta; Hemiptera; Aphididae
Exons: 2
Source: RefSeq, a predicted model, not a curated record